Danaus plexippus (monarch butterfly) is the source of this 912-nucleotide messenger RNA. RefSeq names its product large ribosomal subunit protein mL40 (gene mRpL40). The transcript has 5 exons. Bases 130 to 741 code for a protein of 203 amino acids. The record is from RefSeq and is a predicted model, not a curated record. Gene Ontology annotation, cellular component: mitochondrial large ribosomal subunit; mitochondrial ribosome. Lineage: Eukaryota; Metazoa; Arthropoda; Insecta; Lepidoptera; Nymphalidae.
UUUGUCAACUGUCAUUACUUAAGUCUUAAAAGUUGUGAAUUGUAUUAAAUAAUUAAUAUUCGUUAAUAGUUAAUACUUCUUGAAAGGGUUUUGCAGUUAUUGUUCUUCAUAAAUUAUUAGAUUUAUAAAAUGUUAAGUCUCAAUAUGUUGAAACAAUUUUCACGCUUAGCAAUAAAUUCGGUUGCUAAAGCAACAGUUAAUGCCAGAAAUAUUAAUACGUCUGCAGUUGUUCAGAUCAGGAUAACCGACCAAUUAUGGGCAGAACCUAUGAAAAAGAAGAAGAAAAUGGAUCCCGCCAUAAUAAAAGCGCGUGAAGAAAGGCGUCGUAAAAAGUUAGAGAAAAAUAUUAGAAGGCUAGAAAAAAAUGCAAGACAGUUAAAACCAAUUGAUGAGUUAGAACCUCCACUACAUCUUACCGACUCUCUAGGAAAACGUAAAAGAAAAGUUCAAGUGACUCCUGAGCAACAAGAGGCGAGAGAUGUUUUACUAAAAGAAUGGACCCGUUACAAGAAACAGGAGUACAUGGCUAAUGUAGCCCAGAUAGAUAGAAUCAUGGCAUCACAAAGACGAGCACUAGACAAAUUGUAUGAAGAGAGUGAAGAUUUGUAUAAUGAAGCAAUAAUGCCUGAUCUGAGUCUGGUGCCAUAUUCCAUCUCAGGACCUUAUUCAACACCACCCAUUAAGAACUAUGAAUCGCCCGACGGUGAAUACACAGAUAUAUCCAAGAAUUGGGGAAAUUAGAUAGUGCCAUGUGGAAUAAAUCUUUGAAAUAGAAUGUAGUGUGCAUGUUAAUUUCUUCAGACUAAAAUUAAUGUCGCCAGAAGCAUAACUUAGAAAUAAGUUCUGCUGUUCAGCUUCUGGCGAUAUUUAUGUCAAUUUUUUUUGUAAAUAAAAUCUGCAAAUUUUCUCUUA